UUAGAAGGUUCGGAAUUGGCAAUGGACCACUCCAUCCAUGAUUGGUGGAUCCCAUAACAACCAUGUGGCGAUAGACUUCUGCAUGCAGCAUGGAUAGGACACUUUUACUAGAUGCUGCCUUAGCUCUGACUUUAUGACACUGACGGACGGCCCCAGAGCUCCGGCUGCUAAUUGAAACCACCGACAUUCCUCAACAUCACACCCCCACCAGUCCCUCCAUCCAUCCACACCUUCCCAGAAUCCCAGAAUCCCAGAAUCCCAGACCGACCAUGUCGACCUCAUCUGCAACCCAGACCCCCCUCCCUGUCAGCAACCAACCGUCCAAGCCAGAGGAGCCCUCAUCCCAGCAGUACAACCUCAACCUCCGUCCCAACCCCAAGCUCCGCCUCCAAAUCCACGAUCUCCGCCACUCCGGAUCCAAAUCAUUCUCAACCCUGAUCCCUGACGUCUCCUCGGUACUCGAGACCGCCCUAGCACCGGCGCCCCCGACCCGCACCUUCUCCCCCAGCAUCCCACCCACCCGCUCCGUGACGGUCCUCCUCCGCGACAUCGACGGCGUCGCCUACACAACCGGCACCGAGCUCGACAACGACCACAAAGAGAUCCACGUCGCGCUUUCCUACGUCCGCCACUGCACCACCCUCACCGACCCCGCAUCCGAAAUCAAAGGCUUCCUCACCCACGAACUAGUCCACUGCUACCAGCACACCGCGCCCCCAGACGGCGACAACAUCCCCCGUCCCCCCGGGGGCCUGAUCGAGGGGAUAGCGGAUUUCGUGCGGUUGAAGGCGGACCUGGCGCCGCCGCAUUGGAAGAAGCCGACGUCGGCGAAGGAGAGAGCCUCGAACUGGGACCAGGGGUAUCAGCAUACGGCGUAUUUUCUGGCGUGGUUGGAGGAUGUGCGUGUGGGGGAAGGUGCGGUCGGACUGUUGAAUGAUCGGUUGUUGAGGGUGGGUUAUGUUGGGGUUGGGGGGGAGGAGUUUUGGAAGGGACUGUUUGGGGUGGGCGUGUUGGAGCUUUGGGAGGAGUAUGGGCGGUAUUUGGAUGCUCCAAAGGGGGGAAAUGUUGGGCGUGGGAAUUGGGAGGAUGAGAUUGUUAAUCCGGAGUGAUUGUAUUUAGAACUAUGGGAAGAGUGUUUGUACAGUGCCGUGCCUCUUUCUGAGUAUUCCCACCUUGGUCCCACCUUGGCUACUACCUACUACUACU
Aspergillus heteromorphus CBS 117.55 is the source of this 1206-nucleotide messenger RNA. RefSeq names its product basic secretory family protein. Lineage: Eukaryota; Fungi; Ascomycota; Eurotiomycetes; Eurotiales; Aspergillaceae. The transcript is spliced from 2 exons. Bases 270 to 1109 code for a protein of 279 amino acids. The record is from RefSeq and is a predicted model, not a curated record.